AUGUUGGACUUAAGCUUAUCAAUGUCACUGCCUAACCCUAUGGAAAUUGUCAAUAUAAAUGUUACAGAAGGAUAUAGAGAUUUAUGCAGUUAUGAAGAUGAUGAAGUCAAUAGUGAUGAUGAGACAGAUGAUAUUGAUGAAGGACAUAUUCCAUUAGAUAGCUCAUCAGAUACAGACAUUGAUAGUUCUAUUUAUAAGAUUGAAACGAAGCCAUUUGUUGUUGGACAUCAGGAGGACAACAGAUUUAGAGUAUUUGAGCGAUUGUUUUGGUGUUUUCAUCAAUGUAAGAAAGCAUUCAACUUUUGCAAACCUAUUAUUCAAAUAGAUGGAACAUUUUUGUAUGGUAAGUAUCGUCAUACAUUGUUGAUUGCAACAACACAAGAUGGGAAUAAUUGUAUCCUACCACUAGCAUUUGCUAUUGUUGAAGGGGAGACUCUGCCAGCAUGGGAAUGGUUUUUGGCAAUGAUUCGUGUCCACUAUUUGUACAUUGCAGCAUAUAUACCUUCGAAGCUUGUAUUUGAAGAGAAGUUGAGAAGAUUCCACACUGAAUCAUCAGAAAUACAGAGGUGGAUCGACAACAUAUCGAAGGAAAAGUGGGCUUUGAGUCAUGACGUUGAUGGACGCCGUUAUGGACAUAUGACCACAAAUUUGUCAGAAGCUGUUAACAAGGUAUUGAAGGGAGCAAGAAACUUACCUAUAACUGCUCUAGUUAAAUGCACUUAUGGACGAAUGGUUGAAUAUUUUGUGAAGCGUGGAGAGGACGCAAUGAAUGACUUGAACCAUGGUAAGAGGUUUUGUUCAAAACUAAUGCUAAAAAUGCAGAAAAAUCAAGAGGAAGCAUCUUCGCAUCAAGUGAGACGAUAUGAUAUAGUAAGAACAACAUUUGAGGUUGAAGAGGCCUUUAAUCCUAUCACGCAAAGGGGUGGUAACAAAUGGAAUGUUGUUCUGUGUAGAAGAUACUGUGAAUGUGGAAGAUUUCAGGCAUAUCGAUUUCCAUGCUUACAUGUGAUUGCUGCUUGUGCAUUGGUAAGUAUUGACUUUUGGCAAUAUGUUGAUGAUGUUUACUCUGUGCAAAAUGUUGUCCAUGCAUAUUCAUCACAAUGGUUCCCUUUGGGAAAUGAUGGUAAUAUUCUUACACGCAAUGAGUGGAAGUUAGUGCCUGAUGAGACAAGAAUCAGAGGUAAAGGAAGACCAAAAUCAUCUCGAAUUAAGAAUGAAAUGGAUUGGGUUGAGUCACAAAGUAGAACCUGA
Abrus precatorius (Indian licorice) is the source of this 1251-nucleotide messenger RNA. RefSeq lists its product as uncharacterized. The transcript has 4 exons. Gene Ontology annotation, molecular function: zinc ion binding. The record is from RefSeq and is a predicted model, not a curated record. NCBI's taxonomy places the organism in Eukaryota, Viridiplantae, Streptophyta, Magnoliopsida, Fabales, Fabaceae. Bases 1 to 1251 code for a protein of 416 amino acids.